CUCUUCACACCGGAGUUGGGGCGGGGUCUGUGUACUACGUCAUCAAUCACAUGCGGUGUUGGACAAGAAGAAGAGGUGAAAUUAGUCUAAUAUUCCAGUCAUGAGGGACGGACUUGGCCACCUCCAGGCAGUAUCACUGUCUAAUGGCCCUGCAGCAGAGCAUGAAACUGCCCAAGCUCUCUCUCCAUCAGGAAACACAGACUAUGAUGACCCUCAUCAGGACCCCAGCACCAACCCUGACCUGGAAGCUGUCUUUGAUGAGGCACUGGAGGCUCGCCGUCAGAUUCAGUACAUUCGCCUGGAAGUAAAGCGUCUCAGUGAUCAAAACACACACAUUUUUACAAGCACAGUUUGCUCUAGUGCUUCUAAUACAGUUGACUCCAAUGCUAUUGCAGCUGACAUCAAAACUCGUGGACAGGAGAUGCUUGUGCACCUUCGCAAGAUGGAUUCCAACAGGAAAGAGUUAGAGGAAAAGUAUGGCAUCAAUUCCCCUGUGACAAGAAUCGCCCGAACACAGUACGCCAACAUAAGCAACAGUUUCCGUGAUGCCAUGGUGGAGUACAAUGAGGCUGAGAUGAGCCAUAGAGAGGUCUGCAAGGCGUAUAUUCAGCGGCAGAUGGAGAUUGUGGGGCGAGAGGUCACAGGUGACCAGAUCGAAGAGAUGUUGGAGAGCGGUCAUUGGAACGUCUUCAGUGAGAAUAUUGUUUCAGAAGGUAAGACGAACCGGUCUGCACUUAUCCAGAUCGAGAGCCGACAUACGGAACUGCUACAGCUGGAGAGACGCAUUCAGAGCCUUCAUGAGGUGUUUCUGGAUGUGGCCAUGUUAGUAGAAGAGCAGAGCUCAAUGAUAGACUACAUUCACACCAAUGUUCAGUCAACUGAGGUGGAGGUCAGAGAUGUCCUUGUGAAGCUGGAGCGAGCCAAGAGACAUGAUAGGAGCAAUCCGUUUAAGAAAAUGUUCUUCUGGAAACGAUGAGAAGGACACGGAUAUCAUAAUGUCAAAUAAAUAUAUAUUAAGUGAUCAGA
Molecule: messenger RNA, 1026 nt
Organism: Carassius carassius (crucian carp)
Lineage: Eukaryota; Metazoa; Chordata; Actinopteri; Cypriniformes; Cyprinidae
Product: syntaxin-11-like
Exons: 2
Coding region: 101-976 (291 amino acids)
Biological process (GO): synaptic vesicle fusion to presynaptic active zone membrane; intracellular protein transport; exocytosis
Cellular component (GO): plasma membrane; synaptic vesicle; presynaptic active zone membrane
Molecular function (GO): SNARE binding; SNAP receptor activity
Source: RefSeq, a predicted model, not a curated record